Molecule: messenger RNA, 1053 nt
Organism: Penicillium alfredii
Lineage: Eukaryota; Fungi; Ascomycota; Eurotiomycetes; Eurotiales; Aspergillaceae
Product: FHA domain-containing serine/threonine-protein kinase
Exons: 4
Coding region: 1-1053 (350 amino acids)
Biological process (GO): protein phosphorylation
Molecular function (GO): protein binding; protein kinase activity; ATP binding
Source: RefSeq, a predicted model, not a curated record
AUGGCCCACAUGCCUUGGUCCUCUCCAUCACUCUCAGCAUCGGGUGCCAAAUGCCUGGUGGGUACACUGGUCCGAUGGGACCCCGAUACCCGCAAGGCCAGCGACCCACUGGAUGUCUAUAGCAGCGACGAAGUCUACAUCGGACGAGAUAAGAAAAACUGGUACUUCAAGUUUGAUAUAGAGAAUAUGCAUAAUCCUUUCGUGUCCAACAAGCACCUCCGUAUCUACUCCAUCCUGUUUGACCAGGAAAACCCGCAGGAGGUUCCACCCUUGGUGUAUGCCCAGGACCUGUCCAUGAAUGGGACAUUGUGGAAUGAGUACCCGAUGGGCAAAGCCAAUGGCAGUUUCCUGCUCAGCGAUGGCGAUGUCCUCCGAGUCACAGCGGGUGUUUACCUUCGGUUUCGCUCGGCUGGCUACUCAGAAGAAAAUCGAAUGAGCUACCUGCAGCGCAUCGAGAUGCAAGAAUUCAAGGACCGCUAUGUAAUUACCCAGCGCCUCUUAGGCUCUGGCGCCUAUGGACGUGUCCAUAUGGCCUUCAAGAGGGAGAGUGGCCAGCAGUUGGCUUGCAAGAUUGUUGAUCUUCAAUCCCUGAAAGCCAAAGCCAUUGCACACAUGGACGAAGAGCAAAAGUCCAAAUUCUUCGCAGGCCGUGCUAAAUCCACACCGAAAGAUGUCGUUGCAUUACGUAGAGACAGUCUUCAAGAGACAGCCAUUUGCAACCGAACCGAACUCUACCAGCGAGAGGCAUUAAUUCUGGCGAAACUUUCUCAUCUCGUGACUGCAGGUGACCUCUUCUCCUUCAUCAGUUACAAAGGAGGAAGACUCGAGGACGACGCAGCGGCCAUGAUCAUUCACCAGAUCCUGUUUGCACUGGAAUAUCUGCAUGACCAAAACAUCGUGCAUCGAGAUUUGAAGCCAGACAACAUUCUCAUGACCUCGCUUGCGGAUGGAGGCAGAGUUGUUCUCACAGACUUUGGAUGUGCCCGACUGGUGAAUCUGCCUGCCCAGCGCAUGUCGACCAUAGUUGGCACCAUGGAAUACUGCGCACCGUAA